Messenger RNA from Nothoprocta perdicaria, 3051 nucleotides. It is a transcript of the gene SNRK, whose product is annotated as SNF related kinase. Gene Ontology annotation, molecular function: protein serine/threonine kinase activity; ATP binding; tau-protein kinase activity. The transcript has 6 exons. NCBI's taxonomy places the organism in Eukaryota, Metazoa, Chordata, Aves, Tinamiformes, Tinamidae. Gene Ontology annotation, cellular component: cytoplasm. The coding region runs from base 128 to 2425 and encodes 765 amino acids. Gene Ontology annotation, biological process: intracellular signal transduction; protein phosphorylation; microtubule cytoskeleton organization. The record is from RefSeq and is a predicted model, not a curated record.
CGAGGACGCGCCGCGGCCGGAGGGAGUAUGCUUGGCCGUGACAAUGGAUUUAUUUGCAUCAGAUACUCUUAUAUGAAAAGAUCACAAUUCCAAAGAGCCUAAAACUUAUUUCAUCUUCUGGAACAGUAUGGCAGGCUUCAAACGAGGAUAUGAUGGAAAAAUUGCAGGAUUGUAUGACUUGGAUAAAACUUUGGGCAGAGGUCAUUUUGCUGUGGUCAAACUUGCUCGACAUGUCUUCACGGGUGAAAAAGUAGCAGUCAAAGUAAUUGACAAGACCAAGCUGGACACUCUGGCCACAGGGCAUCUUUUCCAAGAAGUUAGGUGCAUGAAACUUGUACAGCAUCCCAAUAUUGUACGGCUGUAUGAGGUGAUUGACACCCAGACUAAGCUCUAUCUUAUCUUAGAGCUAGGUGAUGGGGGAGAUAUGUUUGAUUACAUCAUGAAACAUGAAGAAGGCCUGAAUGAGGAUCUUGCAAAAAAAUACUUUGCUCAAAUAGUUCAUGCUAUAUCCUACUGCCAUAAACUGCAUGUAGUUCACAGAGACUUAAAACCAGAGAAUGUGGUCUUCUUUGAAAAACAAGGACUUGUGAAAUUGACUGAUUUUGGCUUCAGCAACAAAUUUCAGCCCGGAAAGAAGCUCACCACAAGUUGUGGAUCUCUUGCAUAUUCUGCUCCGGAGAUUUUACUUGGGGAUGAAUACGAUGCACCAGCAGUGGAUAUAUGGAGUCUGGGAGUCAUCCUUUUUAUGUUGGUGUGUGGACAGCCGCCAUUUCAAGAAGCAAAUGACAGUGAAACUCUGACCAUGAUCAUGGACUGCAAAUACACAGUGCCACCUCAUGUGUCCAAAGAAUGUAAAGACCUAAUUACCCGGAUGUUGCAGCGAGACCCAAAGCGAAGGGCAUCUCUGGAAGAGAUAGAAAACCACGCGUGGCUCCAAGGAGUUGACCCGUCUCCUGCGACCAAGUACAACAUCCCCCUGGUGUCGUACAAAAACCUGUCCGAGGAGGAGCACAACAGUAUAAUCCAGCGCAUGGUGCUCGGCGAUAUAGCGGACCGAGACACCAUCGUGGAGGCUUUGGAAACAAACAAAUACAAUCACAUCACUGCUACUUACUUCUUGCUGGCUGAAAGGAUCCUGAGAGAAAAACAAGAGAAGGAAAUUCAGACCAGAUCUGCAAGCCCUAGCAACAUCAAAGCUCAGUUCAGGCAGUCGUGGCCAACGAAGAUUGACGUACCCCAGGAUCUGGAGGACGACCUGACAGCUUCUCCGCUCUCGCACGCAGCCGUUCCCCAGCCUCCAGCUCGCGCGGCCGACAACGUUCUCAACGGCCACAGGAACAAGGCCCUUGGGGACGCGGCCAAGAAGGAGGACAUCCCGGAGCUGGCUGGCCCCGCGCUGGCCGUCGUUCCACCGGUGAGCUUAAAACCCACGACGAGCGGCCGAAAGUGCUUGUUCAGGGUGGAGGAAGAUGAAGAGGAGGACGAGGAGGAUAAGAAGCCUAUUUCUCUCUCUACUCAAGUCGUUUUGCGCCGUAAGCCGUCGGUCACAAACCGCCUGACGUCGCGGAAGAGCGCGCCGGUCCUCAACCAGAUCUUCGAGGAGGGGGAGUCGGAUGAUGAGUUUGACAUGGACGAGAACCUGCCCCCGAAGCUGAGCCGCCUAAAGAUGAACAUCGCCUCGCCCAGCACCGUGCACAAGCGCUACCACCGGCGGAAAAGCCAGGGCCGCGGCUCGAGCUGCAGCAGCUCGGAGACGAGCGAUGACGACUCCGAAAGCCGGAGGCGCCUGGAUAAAGACAGCGGCUUCACGUACUCCUGGCACCGGCGGGACAGCAGCGAGGGGCCCCCGGGCAGCCAGGGGGAUGGCGGCGGGCAGAGCAAGCCGAGCAACGGCAGCGGAGGGCUGGACAGGAGCGGCCCGAGCGAGGGCAGCAAGGGCGGCGGGAGCCCGUCCGGGAGCGCCGGCGGCGGCGCUGGCAGCACGGCCGGCUCCACGCGCCGCUGCGCGGGGCCCGGCGGCUCCGUGCAGCUCUCGGCCAAGAGCGCGGGCGACCUGGUCGAGAGCCUCAAGCUCAUGAGCCUUUGCUUGGGUUCGCAGCUCCACGGCACCGCUAAGUACAUUAUCGAUCCGCAGAGCAGCCUGGCGUUUUCCAGCGUGAAAGUGCAGGAGAAAUCCAUGUGGAAAAUGUGCAUCAGCUCCAGCGGGAGCGCGAGCCAGGCCCCGUCGCUGGGCAGCCUCAAGUUCUUUUCCGAGCGGAUGUCAGACGCAGCCAACGAGUUGGAACGGAUAAAGAGCAGGAACUUGAAAAAUAACGUGCUACAACUACCUCUGUGUGAAAAGACGAUCUCGGUGAACAUCCAGCGGAGCCCCCAGGAGGGGCUGCUCUGCUCCUCCACGCAGCCCAGCUGCUGCCACGUCAUUUGAGAGCUCCCCCACCGACAGCCCCGGUCUUCCCCCUCAGAGCUGUGACCCUCGCUCAACUCCCCUCUGUUGUCUUAAUAUUUUUCAGUGGGCUUUGAGCAGUUAUUUAUUACAUUUUAAUUUUGUGUUUGCUUGAUGGUAUGACAAUGCAUGGUCUUUGCAUGCUGCUAGCCAAUAUGUUUUUCUUUCCCGACAGAGCAGACUAUUUUAUUGUGUAAUUUUUACAUUUAUAAUUUUACUAUGGAAGAUCUGGAUUAAAUUGAGUAUAUCUGGAUCCUAAUGUAAAUGGAGCACUUACUUAGAAGUUCAUGUUCUGCACUUAAACUAGAGUAAGAGAAGCUUUUGUUUGCUUGUGAAAUGUUAAUUCUUGUUCUGACCUUCUGUGCUAUCUACACUACGUGCUGUGUGGCAUAUACUUCUAUGUGUCUGAAAGAGAACCAAAGCAAUAAUGUUUUGAUGCUGAAAACUCCUCAGGGAGCUUUCAGAUGUUCCAAGGCUUGUACAAAGCAAAGAUGCACUGAAAAAUUAGUGAUCUUGAAAUAAGAUUUUAAACCCACACCUAUUUGUCUUAAGCUAUGAUGUGGAUAAAGUUGUGGCUCAAAAAUCAAACUGAAAAGAUCUUGUUUUGC